GCAACCAAACAUCUGGCAAAUAUAGUAAAAGGGAUAUUCUGGUAGGACGUAUGCCUACCAUUAGUUCUGAAUACUGGUGAGGUUUUGAGGGCGAAAUGGCCGUGAUGAUUGGAAUCGCUUUCAGGUGAUCGGUCUCCUGCACUGGAUUCUAAUGCAGCAUGGCUCUAUGCAGGAUCACUUCGGUCUCUAGGAUAUGGCAAUUAUAAGUCUCCAAAAUCUCAAAUGCAAGCGCAACAAACAUCCGGCCGCCAUCCUGCGGAAGGAACUGGCCCCCAUGUCCCAGCAACCUCAGCAAGUGUGGUAUCCAGUUCAAAUGCCCCUGCAUCAGAAGCAACUGGCCGCAGAAGCUCAGCAGCAGAGGCAACCGACCGCCGUGCCCCAGCAAGUGUGGCAUCAAGCUCACAUGCUGACGCAUAAGCAACCGACCGCGGUGCCCCAGCAAGUGUGGCAUCAAGCUCACAUGCUGAUGCAUAAGCAACCGACCGCCGUGCCCCAGCAAGUGUGGCAUAGAGCUCAAAUGCCCCUGCUGCAGAAGAAACUGACCGCCAUGACCCAGCAAGUGUGGCAUCCUCCUCACAUGGCCCUGCAGCAGAAGCAACCGACCGCCGUGCCCCAGCAAGUGUGGCAUCCUGCUCAAAUUCCCCUGCAGCAGAAGCAACCGACCACCGUGCCCCAGCAAGUGUGGCAUCCUGAUCAAAUGCCCCUGCAUGUGGCAUCCUAA
Messenger RNA from Oncorhynchus kisutch (coho salmon), 721 nucleotides. Its product is annotated as PAX-interacting protein 1-like. NCBI's taxonomy places the organism in Eukaryota, Metazoa, Chordata, Actinopteri, Salmoniformes, Salmonidae. The coding region runs from base 194 to 721 and encodes 175 amino acids. The record is from RefSeq and is a predicted model, not a curated record. The transcript has 3 exons.